AUAAGGAAGAGUAUGCUGGGAAAUACCUUUGUUUCCUUCAAUUUGGUGGAUCUGAACUCGAAACUAUAUAUUAGGGGUGGAUCUUUUACUGUGCCAGUUAGGGGGUCAGAAGGGCUUGACAAAGCAAAUUACUUGUUUGCUCUCCAUGCUGAGGAUGUGUGAAUAAUAAGCUGAAAUGAUGGUGUAUGGGGCUUCAUCAGCUCCCUGAGUUUCUUUGUGUUUCUGCUUAGCGGGCAAAGUCUUUGGAGAAUUACGAGUAUGAAUUGUACAGUACAAAUGUAAAGCUGUGGCGGAGAUUGGGCAUACCCAAACAUGUAAAAGCAUCUAAAGCCUGUGAAUCCGUGUACAUAUUGGUGUGGAUUUUUUGCUGCUACUACUUGUGUCGGCAACCUGUUUUGAUCACAUGCACUUAUUAUUUACCCUGGAGAAGCUCGGCUGGCUGAUCGGGAGAUUGAGCAAGAGGACUGAGAUUAAUAUGAUGUAUUCGUUGCUGUUGGACGGACUCGACACCCUGGGCAUCGCUGUCUCACGAAAGGCCCCCGCGUCGCUCUCUCCCUGGGGCGACUCGGGCGGCGACCCCAGAUCCGGCCAGAGCGGCCGCUCCCUCCCCUCGCCGCCGCCGGCGGCCUUCGUCGGGCAAAGCCCGUGCGGAGAGCGGCGGCGGGCCAUGUUCUUCCGGCGGCCGGUUGCCGUGCGAGCAAGGGGACUCGCCGCGGCUGGCGUCCGUCCGGUGGCCUUGCCUCGUGGUGACGGCCGGCGUGGCUGCAGAAGGUGCGUGGGGGCGGAUCUAGCCGGCCGCGGCUGGAUCUGGCGCGGCGGCGGCUGGGCGCGACGCCCCGUGGAGGUGGCCGGCGGUCGCGGGGUUGCCUGCGGCUUGCUCGUCGGCGAUGGAAUGCUGGGGCGGCGGCCCCAGGACGUGGCGGUGUCGACGUGCUCCUCUCCCGUGGAGGUCGUCCGGCGGCAGCCCAUGAGGUGGCGGAUCCGGGGCCCUAGCGCCCGGAUCUGGUGUGAGGCGGACCGUCGGCCUGUGGCGGCGGUCCGGCAGAGGCGCACCGGCUCUGGUCCAUGGGGGUGGCGGGGAGGUGCGUGGGGUCAGGGCAGCGAUGGUGCUGCCCUGCGUGCUGGGCGGCCGCAGGUGGCCUCGGCGGCAGCUGGCGGGGGACUCCAUGGUGGUGUGUUGUUGUGCGGAUGGCCCAGAUCCGCGACGCCGCUGUGGAGGGAGAUGGGCUGCAGUGGUUUCUGCAGCCGGUGGUGGUUGGCGGCGGUGUGCUGCUCUGCGUGCUUGGUCAUGUGGCUUGGACGAUGACGGCCGGCUUGAUGUUGGAGACGGCUUGCUGGGCAGACUACGGUGAGAAUGGAUUUGGUGAGCUCCGGGCGAAAGCCUAGCUCGACCUCGGUCGUUGCCGACGUUGACGGCGUACUAGGACGUCGUUCCCUCCUUAGAGGCGUUGUCGUGGAGCCCCUUCACCACCAUUGUCGCCUCGGUCUCGGGCUCUCCAGGUGAAAACCCAAGUUUUCGACCUUUGGUCGGAGCGGGCGUUGGCGGCAUACUUGUCGCUUCCUUCUUGGGGGCGACGCGUUGGAGGUCUGGUCCUUCGUCAGUUCACGGUGGCUCGGGUGGCUUUGCGGGUUCAUCGUCGGCCAGGCGUGUGCGCGGCCUCGGGGCCGGUGAGGAUGUCGGAGCGGCGGCUCCGGAAAGCUAUGUUGUGGAGUGUCGGAUCUGGUCGCGUGGGCGGCAGCGUCGUCAGCUCAGGCGGAAUGCGACCUCGGGUCCGGCGGGAAAGUCGGAGCGGCGGCUCCAGAGAGCACCUCUGUGCUGUGGAGUGUCGGUUUUGGUCGUGUGGACGACAGAGUCGUCGACUCGUGUGGAGUGCGGCCUCGGGGCCGACGUGUGUGAGUUUAUGUCGUUUGUAAGCUGGAGUGGCGGCUCCAGGUCGUGUGGUGGAGUGGCAACUUUGGUCGUUUGGGUGACAGGGAAGUCGGCUCGUUAGGUACGCAGUCUCGGGGCUGGUGUGUAUCGAUGUAUCGAUUUUCGGCCAAUUUUCCUUAUAA
Molecule: messenger RNA, 2052 nt
Organism: Triticum dicoccoides
Lineage: Eukaryota; Viridiplantae; Streptophyta; Magnoliopsida; Poales; Poaceae
Product: probable E3 ubiquitin-protein ligase LUL4
Exons: 3
Coding region: 404-1306 (300 amino acids)
Biological process (GO): protein ubiquitination
Molecular function (GO): ubiquitin protein ligase activity
Source: RefSeq, a predicted model, not a curated record